AAUAAAAUGUGCAGAAACCGAGUUAACGGCCGGACUGCGAUUUGCAGGAGGCUGUGCGGUGAAUGGAAACCAACGCCAGAUAAAACAACACAUCGACAAGGCGUGUUUGAACAUGUUGCCAACCCAGAAACAAAACAGAGAUGAAGCGUAAAAACGAGAGAAGGAAGCGUUGGGAGCCGAAGAAAAAAAGACCUGUCGUGAAACGCGGAGAACUGGACAAGCUGACGGCUGAUGUUUACAUUUGCAUCACAGAUCGUCUGUAUUUUGCCAUCCUUCACCAGAAACCCAGAAGUACUUCAGAAAGGCACUACUUCUGCAUAGAUGAAGAGCUUGAAUAUGAAAACUUCUAUGCAGAUUUUGGACCUCUUAACCUGGCCAUGUUUUAUCGCUAUUGCUGUAAGCUGAAUAAAAAGUUAAAGUCCUUCACACUUGGAAAAAAGAAAAUUGUGCACUACACUUGUGGUGACCAGAAAAAACAGGCUAAUGCUGCUUAUCUUAUAGGCUCAUAUGCAGUAAUGCACUUGAAGAAAACCCCAGAAGAGGCAUAUCGGCUUUUGUUAUCUGGAAACACCUCCUACUUGCCUUUUAGGGAUGCUUCUUUUGGCACUUGCACAUACAAUCUAAACAUCCUUGACUGUUUACAUGGAGUCCAUAAGGCUCUGCAAUAUAAAUGGCUUGACUUCUCUGACUUUGAUGUUGAGGAGUACGAACAUUAUGAGAGAGCAGAAAAUGGAGACUUUAAUUGGAUAAUUCCUGGGAAGUUUUUAGCCUUCAGUGGACCACAUCCAAAAAGCAAAAUUGAAAAUGGCUAUCCUCUUCAUGCACCUGAAGCCUACUUCCCUUACUUCCGAAAGCACAACAUCACCACAAUAGUUCGUCUAAACAAGAAAAUGUACGAUGCCAAGCGAUUUACUGAUCUAGGUUUUGAGCACUAUGAUCUUUUCUUUGUUGACGGAAGUACACCGAGUGACGCCAUAGUCAAGAAGUUCAUAAAUAUCUGUGAAAAUGCUGAGGGUGCCAUUGCUGUUCAUUGCAAAGCUGGUCUUGGCCGAACGGGUACUCUAAUAGGAUGCUACAUGAUGAAGCAUUAUAGGUUAACUGCAUCUGAAACCAUUGCAUGGAUAAGGAUCUGUAGACCAGGUUCAGUCAUUGGACCCCAGCAAAAUUACGUGCAAGAAAAACAAGCUAGCCUGUGGGCAGAAGGAGACAUCUACCGUGCAAAAGUGAGAGAGAGACAAAAUGGAACGAGCAAGGUUGCAGUCACAAGAAUCUUAUCGGGGGUCGAUGACAUUUCAAUUAAUGAUAACACAAACGGCAUGAGUGCAAAACUGGAAAUAGAACUGUAUAAUGAUGAAGAUGAACGGAAUACUAUAACUCAAGGGGACAAAUUACGUGCUCUGAAAAGCAAGAGGCAAGUUCGAGCAUCAACGGGAUCAUUAACCUCAGAAGAGAACACUAUUCACACCAGGUCCUCGUCACAGUCAUUUAGAAUCAUUUUGCAAUCCAGUGUGCAGAGCAACAAACUUUCCAAAUCUGCAAGCCUUUCAAGUGGCACAGACACUGGGAAAAGAACAAGAAAAUCUGCUACAGGACACACCAGCUUAGGGAGCCAGUUGUUAAACUCUAGGCUAGCAAGAUCCUUAGGCAACUUGCAUGCAUUGACUAGUGACCAGGACCAAACCCAGAAUGAGGCAAAAUUAGGCUCUAAACUUGUAAGCAAUUCAACCAACCAGAUGAACAACCUAAAUGCAGUAAACAACUACACCCAGCAGAGAGCAACCACAGGUCACUCUCAGACAUCUGAUUCCUCAGAAGGGGAGAAGUAAAGCUCGUCGCAUUUACCACAAGCGAUUAAUGAGAUUAUGUCACGCCAUUCCGAAAUCCAGAGUACCACUGCUUCGCUAAAAUGAAAGAAAGUCUGUAUAAAGGAGUUGAGUCAAUUCUUCCUAGACAAGAAAUACUGAGCUGACCUUUUUUUGAAGCUUCUGGAGAAUACAGACUAAUCCUAAAGACACUUAUUGUGGAUAUUUCAAUCACAAAUUAAUUGUAAACAAUUAACAAAAAAAACUUGUUACUUUUUAAUAAUGGCUUGGACUGCAUUUGGAGUAGUCAGCAUGACACGGGGACCAAUUGUGAUGGCAAUCUUCAUGUGACUUGUAAAUAUUGGGGUCAUGUACCUUUUUUUUUUUUUUGUCUUUAAGUAUAUUGUAAUUAGCAUGACUGUAUUUUAUAUAGUAAUGAAAGUAUUCAUUUUCUAUGUAAGAUUUUCUAUUUGUAAGAAUUCAGUGACACUGUCAUUUCAUAAUUUGUUUAAUUGUUUUUUUUUGUCUGAGAUGCAGCAGAAGUUUGUACAUUUGUGAGAAGCAUUUGAUGUGUUUACACAAGUACCAAAUUUAAGGCAUUAUGUAUAUAAAGUGGAAUUAUGUAAAGGCUGAAAUAUAUACAAUAGUUUUCAUUUGUUUUAUAAAUCAUGUAACUCCUGUUUUAUAUUAAAUGAUAUAUAUGCUGUAUCCAUAUUGGUAAGUGCAAAUGCCAAUAACAUUCCUGCCACCAUGCUCUUGUCUUUUUUUUUUUGGGGGGGAGGGGGGGGUUUAAAACUUGAAGGUAAACUGGUGUUAUUACUCAAACUGCAGAGAUUUCAAAUCAGCUGCAAUGUGCUUAAACCUUGCUGCUCCUUAAGAGUACCACAUACUAUAGGAAAUUCUCUUGGCCAGAUACUGUCUACUUUUCUUAAUGUCUUUUUGAUGCUGUUUUAUGUCAGAAGAGCACCUAGUGUCGAAUCAGGUUCAAAGAGUACAUUUGUAAGUUCCCAAUAAUAAAUGUGAUUGUUUUGUAAA
Molecule: messenger RNA, 2837 nt
Organism: Polyodon spathula (Mississippi paddlefish)
Lineage: Eukaryota; Metazoa; Chordata; Actinopteri; Acipenseriformes; Polyodontidae
Gene: cdc14b
Product: cell division cycle 14B
Exons: 17
Coding region: 141-1826 (561 amino acids)
Biological process (GO): positive regulation of cytokinesis; cilium assembly; protein dephosphorylation
Cellular component (GO): centrosome; spindle pole; mitotic spindle
Molecular function (GO): protein tyrosine/serine/threonine phosphatase activity; protein serine/threonine phosphatase activity
Source: RefSeq, a predicted model, not a curated record